Molecule: messenger RNA, 2240 nt
Organism: Clunio marinus
Lineage: Eukaryota; Metazoa; Arthropoda; Insecta; Diptera; Chironomidae
Source: the annotation of a GenBank genome assembly
AUGACAUCGGCUUCUUCAAUGAACCAUGACAUAAUAAGAAAAUCAAUAAGCAAACAGCCGAAACAAAGAACUGAUAAUGGAGACAUACUAGGAUUUACAACACAGCAUCCAACUCAAGAAAUUCAAUCACCUACAAACACACACAAACCUUUCAUUCCAUCAUCUCCACCUACACUUUCAUCACUUUCCGAUGUUAACCGUCGGAUAGAUAAAAGACGAAUUGCAACGGCAAUUGGGUUGAAGCAUUCAUUAUGGCUUUAUACAGCUUUGAGUGUCGCUUUAGCAUUAUGCUGUUUCGCAACACAAACGAAUGCAAGCGAGAACGACAUUCAUCUACUUCCUUUCUUUGCCGAAGGAAAGUCAGACAAGGAGAUUCUAGAUCAGCUAUUAAAUAAUUCCAGAUACGAUAAACGUCUUUUGCCACCUAUUAAUGGAACUUUAACUGUAAACGUUAGCGUAUUAUUAUUAAGUUUAGCAUCACCAGAUGAAUCUAGUUUAAAAUAUGAAGUGGAAUUUCUUCUACAACAGCAAUGGUAUGAUCCGAGACUGAGAUAUGCGAAUCAAUCGUCAUAUGAAUUUCUCAAUGCCAUUCAUCAUUACGACAAGAUGUGGCUAACCGACACGUACUUUAUCAUGCAUGGUGAUUUCAAAGAUAAUCCAAUCAUACCGAUGCACUUUGCCUUAAGGAUAUUUCGUAAUGGAACAAUCAAUUAUUUGAUGAGAAGACAUUUGAUUCUCUCGUGUCAAGGACGCUUGAACAUCUUUCCGUUCGAUGAUCCGCUUUGUUCCUUCUUGAUGGAAAGCAUAUCGUAUGAGGAACAUGCAAUCACCUAUGUGUGGGGAAACGACGAAGGUACGCUAAGGAAAAGUCCUUCAUUAACCACUUUGAACGCUUAUCUAAUCAAAAAUGCAACUGAUUUUUGUGAUAAAAAAGGAUAUUGGAGAGGGAAUUAUUCAUGUUUAAAAGUAGAAUUGACAUUCACGAGGGAUCGAGCUUUCUAUUUUACGACAGUUUUUAUACCCGGAAUUAUCCUUGUAACAUCUUCGUUCAUAACGUUUUGGCUUGAAUGGAACGCUGUACCCGCAAGAGUCAUGAUUGGCGUUACAACAAUGCUUAACUUUUUCACAACAUCGAACGGCUUCCGAAGUACUUUACCAGUGGUUUCCAAUCUGACAGCUAUGAAUGUGUGGGACGGUGUGUGUAUGUGCUUCAUUUAUGCAUCUCUUUUGGAAUUCGUUUGUGUCAAUUACGUGGGAAGGAAGCGACCAAUGCACAAUGUUGUUUAUCGUCCUGGCGAAAAUCCCGUCACUCAGCGUCUUCCAGCGGUUCUCAGUCGAUUUGGAAUGAUAUUGGCGAGUCCUUUGCAAACCAUAGAAAAUGAAUUUAAUGUCGCAAUAUGUGCUGAAAAAAGUGGCGGAUCACAUGCUACAACACGCCCAUCAACAUCUACAGCAGCACUUUCAGCAGACACAGCAACAACAAGUACUGCAACUCUUGGUAGUAGCGUCAAAUCGACGCCGACAGAGAAAAUUGACUGUCUCGAAACGGAGCUCCCAAUGAAGCCGAUUCGAAAUAGAUCGAAAUCAAAUCCACCGGUUGAAACGACAAUCGAUAACUUGGAUGAUGAAAACGAUGGUGAAAAGCGUCGAGAACCGAGUGGUCCCAAUGAAAUUGUAGCUUGUACGAGCUGUGGUAGUGAUGGAAGUCCUUGUACUCACUCCGCAACCAAUAAUGGAUGUGCCACUGAGACUUGCUUUGUUCAGAUGAGGAAGAAAGAGCCGCCGCAUCCUAUACGUGUUGCUAAAACCAUCGAUGUCAUAGCAAGAAUAACUUUUCCUGUUGCCUACGCUCUGUUUUUGGUGAUUUUCUUUGCACAUAAAAAAUUUUUUGCCAGUGAUUCCGAAUGAUAUUAUCAAAUGUGUCAUUUCACAGUUUGUUACUCUGUUUAUAUAUCGAAGAAGAAAAGCGAGAAGAGAUACUUAAGAAGAAAAAUAAACAUUUGUAUCAUCCUAAAUAAAUAAAUAACUUAAAAAGCCAUGAAAUUGUGUUGAGAUAAAAAGACAAAAGGAAAAUGAUUUUAAAAUAUUUAUAGUUGAAUUAUAAUCUCAAUUUAAUUGCACGUACAAUUUAUAUCAAACCCAAAACAAACAAAAAUAUCUCAAUAGCGUAUUCAUUUUCUUUUUUUGAAUAAAUAUUACAUUAAUGAUAACGGCAUAUCAUGAAAUUGUGUUAAAAAGUU